AUGGCCACGAAAGAUACAGAUGAUAUCUAUGCCUAUGGUCUGUCUGUGGCUCUCACUAAAGUUGUGCCUCCAUCUACUGUUGGACUCUACUCAUCCUGCCCGAGUCGCAUUAAAAGGCUUUUGAGCAAGAUUGAAACGAAUAUGAAAAAGGAAUCAGAACGAAGAGAAAAUACAUUUCCACCUGCACAAAAGAAGGGUUCUCUUUGGAAUUUUGUGUCCACUUUACUCACUAUGAUUUUUUACUGGCCAAAAUGGUUGGACAGUGGGAAGAAGAGAAGAAAUGUCCGCUACCUAUUUAUACAGUUCAAUGCCUGGCACUUCACAGGAACCGAUAAGUUAUGGGCGGGCCUGGUCAUCACUCUCUGUGAAUCAUUUCAAUCUAUUUUCGGCAGUUUCUUCAUCAGCGUUUUCAGAACUUCUCAACACAUAGAUGAGUCUGUCAGGAAAAUAAUAAAGGAAAGCCGUGAGCCGGAGUGGAUAACCAAAAAAAUGUGCUGCUUUCCGCUUUGGCUUCUUGCAAUUGUUUCAGUUUUACUUGCCAUUGGGUUGAUUACUGUUGUUAUAAUUGUUGGUUUCCCAACUGGCGACAGUUCUGGUGAUGGUAUAACAGUGAUCGAAAGCAUGGCUAUUGCAACGCUUGGGCUACCAGCUGCCGGUGCGGUUCGCUUCACCAUUCUGUUGAGUAAAAAUCUGAUGUUCAACCAGGAUUUCAAAAUCCAGAGGCAGAUGGAUGCACCCAAAAUGAGUGCUCAGUUGGGCUUCAUGAAUGAAGUGCGGAAAGAGGUGGAAAUUCUCAUCAACUUUAUCCGCUUCAUGGAAGUCUACGAAAGAAGGAACAUCCGUGUCGUCUUGGAAAUUACUAACUUGGAUCGGUGCACUCCCGAGAAAAUUGCCGGGGUUUUGGAUGCAAUAAACAUCUUGCUUUCCGGGGAAAACAUCCCGUUCAUUUCCAUCCUGGCGAUUGAUCCCAGGGUGAUUGUGAAGAGUGUGGAGAGCUUUGAAAGUGUGAAUAAAAACGGUUAUAAGUUUCUGAACCGCAUCGUGACCCUUCCCUUUACGGUCCCCGAAAUGGACAUAAGUUCUAAGCGUGAGGUUUUUAGAAAACUUGCAGAACGUCAGUCAGAAUUUCCCGAAGAUGGUCAAUUAGAAGAGAACCAGGGGAUCUCAUACGAAGCAGAGAGAUCAAAGGUGCUUGAAGAAUCUUGUAUGGAAAGCGGCAUAGCACAUGAAUCUCAGAUUCCUUUGAUUAGCUGUACCCCAGAUAGACGAGAACGUAACGUUGGCAUACUGAAAAUAGUUAAGGAUUUGAUUAAAGAAACACUGCGAGUCAUUAGCGAAGAAGGCGAUGAGGGAAACUUUAAAUAUUACCUCAUGGAGAACAGCAUUCAUAUGAGAAGAAUUAUCAAUUCAGUAAGAGUCUCAAUCACAAUCAUGGCUAGCCAAAGAGAGGAAUUACCACCAGCAAGGGAAAUUGCCGCGUGGAUAGUCCUGGCUAAUCAGUGGCCAUGUCGUCUCAGCUGGAUCUUACAGUGCAUUGAAGACGAUGAACAAAGAGCAGAGAUAGAUAAAGACUUCACUGGGGAAGACAGCAUUGAUGAGACCAAGCUUCUGUGGGAUGUCUUUUGCGAAUCGAGGCUCGAGUUUCACCUGAUGAAGGACCAAAUUAAAAACUUCCUGGAAAUUGAUGGGGAUCCGGAGCUGUUUGAAAUGUUUCUCAAGAAAGAUUUCUUGCUCACCAUACAGCAGGCCAACUGUUUUAAAGCGUUCACCGUCAACCUUGAUCCGUCCAUCAAGAAGGAGCUGGAAUUAAUCCGGGGAAGCAAAAAUCUAAAGGAUACCAUUAAAUUAGAGAAGGUCAUGCCACUAAAAUCCGGAUUUGUUUUAAAAAUGAAUGAAGACGAUGUGUGCAAAGAGAUGGAAAAACUCAAAUUCAGUGAGAGAAAUACUGAAAAGUAUACGCAGAGAAUAAAGGAGAACAAUCUUGAUGGCCGAGCAUUACUUUUUGGCCACUACCACGAGAUCAAAAAUGUCCUUCAGAUGUCCAUGGGAGAAUGGACUGCCUUUAGCAUUCAUUUCUUAGGAAUAAAGCCACAAGUUGUCAGCCCCUUUGUAACAGGGGGGUUGGUUACAUGUGUGGGUGGUCGCUGAACAAUACUGAGGCAGACAUAGAGCAUUGGGUGCUGACCUGCCACACAGGCGUGCAGAUUUAAAUAACACAGGUGCUGACACUAGGGUACCAGCAAUGGUAGCCCUAGUGUCACAAUUUAAUAAAAUUAACAAAGCUAAAAAGUUUGCCCCACAAGGCGAGCGCUAGUCCCACUAAAAGUCCCACUCUAAGAACCUACUACGCUAUGCAUAUCCUCUCUACACUGUUUGGGAUCAACAUCCCCUAAAAUGCCCUUCUUCUGGGCUUCUGGAUUCCUGGCAUUCUCACAGUGACUCCGACCUCUUCAAACAGCCUUCACCAACACCACCUUGGAGUGCAGUAUUCUCUCCAUGGAGCAGACGCUCUCCUCCUCGAUGUAAACACAUUACCCAUCUGUGAGCCAUAGCGGUGCAGUCGCCUCGAGCUGUGACUCAGGUGCUUUUUGAGCUUGGCACACCCUCUGCUAUCUCAGUGUGAAAUCUCAUUGUGUUGCUCCAUGAACCACCUUUCAUAAUGGACCUUAAAUCCAUUUCCCAAUUCAAGAGCACAGCCAUAAAAGCCAGGAGCUUAGAACGUCCCAUGGCUAUUUUUAUUUGAUUUUAUUUUUUUAAUUCACAGCUAACUUCAUGAUAAUGAAUUGUUCAGAACUUAAAAACGCUCAAUUAGAAUUUUAAUACAAAACUAUAAGAAACGAUGUUAAGUAGACAGUAGUUUUGUGCACUGAAAAAGGCAACAUUCUGGAAUAAUGGCCUCUGCCUUUUUUGCCAUGUUCCCCCAUUAUAUGAAAUCUUAAAAACAGUGAUAAUUAAUGUGUUUUUGCACGAUAUGAAUAUGAAAUUACACAAUAGUCUCAGUAAAGGGUAAGGUUUAAA
This is a messenger RNA of Acipenser ruthenus (sterlet), 3018 nucleotides long. RefSeq names its product NTPase KAP family P-loop domain-containing protein 1-like. The record is from RefSeq and is a predicted model, not a curated record. The transcript is spliced from 4 exons. The coding region runs from base 1 to 2148 and encodes 715 amino acids. NCBI's taxonomy places the organism in Eukaryota, Metazoa, Chordata, Actinopteri, Acipenseriformes, Acipenseridae.